CGUGCACGGCAUCUUUUUUCAAUUGUUUGUUGUUUGUGUUGUGAUUAUUCCUGCCAAACGCGUGUGUGCGUGUUGCGUCUGUUUCAUCAAAUUUCGCCGAUUUUAACACAAAUCCGCAACCAUGGCGAUGGCCGCGAUGCAAAAACGGACAAAUGUCCGGCUUCCGCCUGAGGUGAACCGCGUGCUCUACAUCAGGAACCUCCCUUACAAAAUCACUGCCGAGGAGAUGUACGAUAUUUUUGGAAAAUAUGGAGCUAUUAGACAAAUCAGAGUUGGCAACACCCCUGAGACAAGAGGGACUGCAUUUGUUGUGUAUGAAGACAUAUUUGAUGCUAAAAACGCAUGUGACCACUUGUCUGGGUUCAACGUGUGCAACAGAUACCUAGUAGUUUUGUAUUAUCAGGCAAACAAAGCAUUUAAGAGAGUGGAUGUGGACAAGAAAAUGGAGGAACUGGAGAAGGUUAAGAACAAGUUUGGCCUGGACGAUGAUAAAUAAUUGUUGUAGACUGCUGCAAUUCGAGUGACUGGAUGUGUGCAAGAAGACUGUUGUUUGGAGUUAAUAAUAAGUGUGAAUAAAAUUCAGGCUCUUACUGUUAGAACCAUA
Messenger RNA from Cloeon dipterum, 604 nucleotides. It is a transcript of the gene Sf3b6, whose product is annotated as splicing factor 3b subunit 6. Gene Ontology annotation, cellular component: nucleus; cytoplasm. The transcript is spliced from 4 exons. Lineage: Eukaryota; Metazoa; Arthropoda; Insecta; Ephemeroptera; Baetidae. The record is from RefSeq and is a predicted model, not a curated record. Gene Ontology annotation, molecular function: mRNA binding. Bases 122 to 496 code for a protein of 124 amino acids.